GGCAGAGUAGAGGGAACCAAACAAACAACCUGAGACACAACUGAAAGAGUCAGGACCCCUCGUAUGGACAACAUGGAGUACAGGCGAUUUGGGACGGAGGAUGAGGGCGAUGAAGAAGAUGCAGAUCUUCAGUACAUGAUUGAACAGAGUUUGCUGGAGAGUAACAAACAGAGAGAAACUCAGAUAGACUCCACAAUGAAAGACGGCUGGAGCUCAGGGUCCGACUCUGCAAACAACAGCAUCAUCUUCACUGCAAUCAGACAAGGUAACGAGAAGCUCCUGAAGAAGUUAAGUGCUGGACAAAAGGAUCAGUUUCUAAAGACAGACAGCAGAGGUUGGACUCCUCUCCAUGAAGCAGCAGCUCAGAAAAACCAAAGAACCCUAGAGCUCAUAUUUAAAGCUUCAGGCCCACGCUCUGUGGAUCUUCAGACCCUCCGCGAUCAGACUCCUCUCUUCCUGGCUGUACAAGAGGGUCUGAUAGAAAACGCCAACUUCCUCCUUCAACAUGGAGCCCAGCCGGACACACAGGACUUCGACCAGGACUCACCGCUGUUUAUAGCUAUCCGUUCAGAGCGCAUUGACAUAGUGAGCCUGCUGCUCCUGCAUGCCUCCAGGGUGAACCAGGAGGGCUGCCACGGCCGCCAGCCCCUCCAUGAGGCCGCUCGGGUGGGAAAUUCAGAGCUGGUCAAGCUGCUGCUGCAGGCUGGAGCACAGCCAGACCCUCGCAGCGACUAUGGGCUCACUCCUCUGGCACUGGCUGCUCAGGCAGGAUACCUGGAGGUGGUGGAGACCCUACUGAGGAGAGGAGCGGACGUCCGAUCACAGGCACAGGAUGAGGCGUCUAUCCUGUACGAGGCGUCUUCAUGUGGAGAUCCAGCUGUCAUCAGUCUGCUGCUGGAAUUCGGCGCUGACCCCAAUGUUGCCAAACUCACAGGACACAUGCCGAUCCACCGUGUGGCUCACAGAGGACACCUACAAGCUCUACAGCUGCUGAUUCCAGUAACUUCUUUCGAUGACGUGAGCGACAGUGGGAUGAGUCCUCUACACUCUGCUGCUGCAGGAGGAAACACAAACUGCAUCAAGGCCUUGCUGGAUGCAGGUUAUGACCCAAACUACAUGCUCUAUCCCAGGAUUCGCCAUAGCUAUGAGGACGAGAGGAAGUCGGCACUCUUCUUUGCUGUUUCUAAUAACGACCUGCCGUCAGCCAGGAUGCUGCUGGAGGCCGGAGCCAUGGCCAACCAAGACCCUGUUAAAUGUCUGCAGGUUGCGCUGCGAUUGGGUAACUAUGAGUUGAUGGACCUGCUGCUGAGGUUUGGAGCCAACGUCAACUAUUUCUCCAGAAUAAACACGACACACUUCCCCUCAGCCCUGCAGUACGCCUUCAAAGACGAGGUGAUUCUCAGGAUGCUGUGUAACUAUGGCUACGAUGUGGAGCGCUGUUUUGACUGUCCCUAUGGUAACGGCUCACACAUUCCUGAGGACUACGAGGGAUGGACCAACACGGUGAUCAAAGACACCAUGUUCUGCGAGGUGAUCACCGUCUCCUGGCUGAAGCUACUCUCAGGUCAGAUGGUUCUCACUCUGUUGGACUACGUGGAUCAUGUGACUUUGUGCUCCAAGCUGAAGGCGACUCUGAUGGAGGAGCGACAGUGGCCCGACAUCUGCAGGCUGCAAGAGAACGCCCGCUCUCUGAAGCAUCUCUGUCGUCUGCGGAUCCGUCGUUGUCUCGGUCGUCUUCAGCUCAGAUCACCUGUCUUAAUGAGCUUCCUGCCGUUGCCGGGGCGACUGAAGGACUACAUCCAGUACCAGGAGUACGACCUGUACGGCCAUCAGAGCAACACAUGCACACCAAAAUCAACAUCAAGAUAAUCUAAAGAAGGAGCGCCCUGGUGGUUGAGUGGUUAGAGCGCAUGCCAUGUAAUGCCAGGGUCCCUGGUUUGAAUCCGGCCAGGGACCAAUGCUGCAGGUCAUUCCCCUCCCUCUCCUUGUUUCCCUUUACCAGUUACUGUAUUAAUAAAAAGGCAAAAACAUAUCUUAUAAUAAAAAAGAUAAUCCAAAGAAGUUAUUCAGCAUGAUCACUCAUCAGGUAAUUUUCUCUCAUACACAUA
Messenger RNA from Scomber scombrus (Atlantic mackerel), 2108 nucleotides. Its product is annotated as dynein axonemal heavy chain 12-like. Gene Ontology annotation, molecular function: protein binding. The coding region runs from base 64 to 1869 and encodes 601 amino acids. Gene Ontology annotation, biological process: intracellular signal transduction. The record is from RefSeq and is a predicted model, not a curated record. Lineage: Eukaryota; Metazoa; Chordata; Actinopteri; Scombriformes; Scombridae. The transcript is spliced from 13 exons.